GAGCGUAGGGAGGGAGAGAGUGAGUGAGUGAGAGAGAGAGAGGGGGAGAAAGAGAGAGAGAGAGAGAGGGCGAACAGGGAGGAAGGCUGCAGCGCAAAAGACUACAUGAGCGUGUAGCUCAAAUGCUUUCGCCUUCUCAAAUCAACAAAGAAAAGAAGCAGCUGAAUAUCUCGGCGAGUGGAUGGCAGUAGUCUCCGAGCGGUUCGUCAGCAGACUGGGAGAAGGAGGAAUCCCAAACGCCUCUCCCACUCAACGCAUAUUGGAAAACGAAUAGUACAAGACAACCCCAUGUGAAGACCAUCACAUUUGGGAUAUUUUCCUCUAUAUUACUGCCGCUAUUUCGCCUCCUGGACUCGUUUCUGUACUCAGCGCUAUUCCAGACGUAGGGAAUUCGAUUGUUUACGUAUGCUUUCCCAUUACGAGGAAAGACGGGUCGUAAACAAAAACAGGAGCCUCUGGGUUUGCAUAUCGCGUUUUUGCAUCCUAUUUGAUUGUUCUGCUCAAAUGAGAGAAUCAGGUUGAUCCGUGUAGUGGUUUGAGGGAUUAAAUCAGCACAGCAUCCAUCUAUAUGUGCAUACUGAUGACGUGAUGACAUCUAUGAGUAUAGCGACCCCCUGAAUCAAAACCUGAAAACGUCUGUUCUUGCAAAGAAGCCAGCUGCAUCUCACUUGAGCGUCAUCAUGGUGGUUUUUAAUGGAGUGUUGAAGAUCAAAGUUUGCGAGGCGCUGGACCUGAAGCCCACUCCAUGGUCGCUCCGGCAUGCUGUUGGACCGAAGACCCAGACCUUCCUGCUGGACACGUACAUUGCCCUCAACGUGGACGAUUCACGUGUGGGCCAAACUUCUACCAAGCAAAAGACAAAUAGUCCAGCUUGGAAUGAUGAGUUUGUAACAGAGGUUUAUGAUGGGAAGAAAAUUGAACUGUCCGUCUUUCACGACGCACCAAUUGGCUAUGAUGACUUUGUGGCCAACUGCACUAUACAGUUUGAGGACCUGCUGCAGAAUGGCAGUAGGCACUUUGAAGAUUGGAUCGACUUGGAGCCUGAGGGCAAAGUGUACGUCAUCAUCGAUCUGUCUGGAUCCUCCAGUGAAGCUGCAUCAUCCAAUGAAAAUGAGGAGAGAGUGUUCCGUGAGCGGAUGCGUCCACGGAAACGGCAGGGGGCGGUUCGGAGGCGUGUCCAUCAGGUUAAUGGACACAAGUUCAUGGCCACCUACCUGAGACAGCCCACCUACUGCUCCCACUGCCGAGAUUUCAUCUGGGGUGUGUUGGGGAAACAGGGGUAUCAGUGUCAGGUGUGUACCUGCGUGGUCCAUAAGAGAUGCCAUGAGCUCAUUAUAACAAAAUGUGCUGGCUUGAAGAAACAGGAAGACACUCCUGAAGAGGUUGGCUCCCAGCGCUUCAGUGUAAACAUUCCACACAUGUUCAGCAUUCACAAUUACAAAGUCCCCACCUUCUGCGACCACUGCGGCUCCUUACUUUGGGGACUGAUGCGGCAAGGCCUGCAGUGCAAAGCCUGUAAAAUGAAUGUCCAUCGGCGUUGUGAAAGUAAUGUAGCUCCUAGCUGUGGUGUCGAUGCCAGAAAAAUUGCUAAAGUGCUUUCUGAUCUCGGGGUGACACCAGACAAAAUCUCCAACAGUACCCAACGCAGGAAAAAGUUGACUCCAGGGCAGGACCCUCAGCAAACCACAACAGAAGCCCCCUCAUCAGAGGAGUCUGACCGAUGCAAAUCAGCUCCAGCUUCACCCUGCGACCAGGCAGAGCUUGCAGAACUGGAGAGUAUCCGCAAGGCCCUGUCAUUUGGCCAGGAGCACAAGUCUUCCUCCUCUUCCUCGUGCAGCGCCGUUCAGAGCACAGCGACCGAGGGCCGGGAGAAUGGAGAUCUCAAGACCGUACAGACGAAGAGGAUGAGUCUCACGGACUUCUUGUUCAUCAAAGUGCUGGGCAAAGGCAGCUUCGGCAAAGUGAUGCUGGCUGAGCUGAAAGGCACAGAUGAAGUUUACGCUGUGAAAGUUCUGAAAAAAGACGUCAUCCUUCAAGAUGAUGAUGUGGACUGCACUUUGACAGAGAAACGCAUUCUGGCCCUGGCUAGAAAACAUCCCUAUCUGACUCAGCUUUUCUGCUGCUUCCAGACGAAGGAUCGGUUGUUCUUUGUUAUGGAGUAUGUGAACGGAGGAGACCUGAUGUUUCAGAUCCAGCGCUCACGAAAGUUUGAUGAAGCCCGUUCCCGUUUCUACGCAGCUGAGGUCACAUCAGCACUUAUGUUCCUGCACCAACACGGCGUCAUCUACAGAGAUCUGAAGCUGGAUAACAUUCUUUUGGACGCUGAAGGCCACUGUAAACUGGCUGACUUUGGCAUGUGCAAAGAGGGCAUUCUGAACGGGGUCACGACCACUACCUUCUGCGGGACACCUGACUACAUCGCACCUGAGAUCCUGCAGGAGUUGGAGUACGGCCCAUCGGUGGAUUGGUGGGCUCUGGGUGUGCUCAUGUACGAAAUGAUGGCCGGUCAGCCUCCGUUUGAAGCUGACAAUGAGGACGACCUUUUUGAGUCCAUCCUCCACGAUGACGUGCUUUACCCCGUGUGGCUCAGUAAAGAAGCCGUCAGCAUUCUGAAAUCUUUCAUGACAAAGAACCCCAGUAAGCGUCUGGGCUGUGUGGUGACCCAGGGGCUGGAGGAAGCCAUCAAAGUCCAUCCUUUCUUCAGAGAGAUCGACUGGGUCCUGCUGGAGCAGAGGAGGGUCAAGCCCCCCUUUAAACCUCGCAUUAAAACCAAGCGCGAUGUGAAUAACUUCGACCAGGACUUCACUCGCGAGGACCCCGUGCUCACGCCAGUAGACGAGGCAAUCAUCAAGCAAAUCAACCAGGAUGAAUUCAAGGGCUUCUCAUACUUCGGAGAGGAAGCUUUGUCUUAAAGCCCAACCCUUCAUCUGUCAGCUCAAAUAUAUGCUAAACACACCCACAAACACUCAAAAAUCCACAUCGCAUCGCAAUACAUGAACACACACUCCACAGAUGCGCUGAAGAUGGGGCUCAAACCAGACGAGAGCAGAACGGCCAGUCCCUGUGGUUCACUUCCCCUUUACUGCUGUUUUUGCUCUUUUAUUCUUCUCUAUGUCUCCAAAAAAGAAAAAAAAAGUACUGCGUAUGGAUCUCGUCCCAGGCCUCAACGAGUCUGACAACCAAUCAUAAAACGAAUGUUCUCCAGAGCCCAAGAAGGAAGGGUUGGAACGCACUACCUUAAACCAAAAUUGACGAUACCAAUGAUUGUACUACCAUUUCGGACACUUGUUGGGUUUUCGAAAUCCCCUGAUGGAAAGGUUGUGCCCUUGAGGAAGAAUUUACCCUGCAUACGUGACAAUGAGACAUUCUGUGCUGUGCAGUCAAAUGCCUUUUUGUGUAAUCAGGUGACAUUUUGGGAGCAAUUUUAUAAAAUAUACAAAGACAUUUGUAGUGUGUGUAUAUAUAUAUAUAUAUAUAUAUAUAUAUAUAUAUAUAUAUAUAUAUAUAUAUAUAUAUAUAUAUAUACACAUUCCAUCACAGUGUUUUCAAGGUUCAUUAGGAAUGAUAACCUGCUGUAUAUGGGUUGUGUUACGAAGUGUCGGCCUGAGUAGGUGUGUGCAUGACAUGUAUGUGUCCGUGUGCAUGUGUUUGCAUGAAUGAGAGCGAGAGGCCCUUGCCCUCCUGAAGCUCUACAGCUGUUUUCAUGUUGUUUUGCAAUGGCUUUUCAUUUGUAAAGACUGUGGUGUGUGUGUGUGUGUGUGUGUGUGUGUGUGUGUGUGUGUGUGUGUGUGUGUGUGUGCGCGUGCGCGCCGUGUCCCACCGCUAUGCAUAAGAUGGUAUAGUCGUGGGCAGACAGACCAUCACCCAUAGCUGUCCGGUCGUUUUGUACAGAACGUAACAUGUACAUAGUAUUCACUCCAAAAGCCUGUGAAAGCUUCUUAGAAUAGGCAAUUGUUUGCAUGGUCUUGCAAAUUGUGUCGUUAUUGAGUAGCAUCAGUUUAUGGAAAGAUAAACAUGUUUUUGAUAUCUAUGUGCAAUACCCUGAACACAUUUCCCCCAAUUCUUUUCUUUAUUUUUGAAUUUUUCUGUUGUUUUCUCGUGUGUUUCAUAGGUUAGAGCUUCACCAAAGGCUUUCUCGCUCUCGCUCUCAUGCUUCUCUCUGCCAUUCUCGUGUACAUAGUUUGCUGAAUAAGCUGUGGAAUGUAGUGGAAAAAUGUGUGAGCUCUUAAUUUAUUCGAUUUACAUGUAGCUAUGCUUCCUUUUUGUGUCAACAAUUCAAUCGUUUCUUUGUGUUACUUUAUUUCAGACAAUUAAGCCUUGUUACACACCUCCGUAGAGUUUUUAAACUAUUCAGUUUUGUUUUAAAAUUUUGUGAACCCCCUAUAGUUGAAUCGUUUACUUGUGCAAUGUGAAAAGCUCUAAAGUAGAGGUGAACUAAACAAAAAGGGUACAUUUCAGGCGUACUAAUUAAAACCUUCUGGAAUGUGAUGACUUUUGCUUUAGCAAUUCAAUGGUGAUUUGAAGAUGUGUUUUAUUGUUCUUUUAAAAGUGGUUGCUGACUUUAAACAUUUAUUUCUGUCUGAAGUUUUUUUUUUUUUCCUCUCGAAUUGUUCCAUUGCUUUUUUUAACCAUGUCUGUGGGUUGAUUAUGGUAGCUAGGUCAAUGUUGCCGAUUGUCUUUGAAGCCUUUUUCUCUCGCAGGCACCUUCCUGUCUGUCGCCCUCACUGUAUCAUGCCAAAUGUCUCGUUCAGCUUUAUUUUCUCCCGUUGUUUCCUUUUUAAGUGUAAAGGAAUGAACUUGAUAUAUAGGAUGCAUCCAUGGUCUGUCUUCAAAGUCAAAACAGAAUAAAUAAACUAAAAAUUACCUCUUAAAAUAAGUGCAAAGAUUUCUCUGGCUGAAUAUUGAAUAUUUGCGCAUACAGUAUUAAAAUACAUAAAUGUUUCAUGUGUAUGAUAGUGCUGUAUUACAUACAUCUGGUAUUGGACUUUAGUUUCUGUAUGGUGAAGCUUCACGUGCACAGAGGUAUUUCUUUUCUGGAUACACUAGCGUUAACUCAUUGUAAGCAUUUUACUAUGUGCCAAAUGUACUGUCAUCUAAAGGAUGUGAAUGUUUUUGUUUAACCUAUUAAACCCUAAGAUGUAUGAAAAA
Messenger RNA from Ctenopharyngodon idella (grass carp), 5148 nucleotides. RefSeq names its product protein kinase C epsilon type-like. Bases 681 to 2912 code for a protein of 743 amino acids. The record is from RefSeq and is a predicted model, not a curated record. Gene Ontology annotation, molecular function: diacylglycerol-dependent serine/threonine kinase activity; ATP binding. The transcript has 15 exons. Lineage: Eukaryota; Metazoa; Chordata; Actinopteri; Cypriniformes; Xenocyprididae. Gene Ontology annotation, biological process: protein phosphorylation.